GUGUUUAGUGACAGCGUUCAUAUAAAACACAUUCCUAAUUAUGAGGUCAACGAGUCCUUGUCACCCCAAAGCUCAGAAUUUGCUCUGAGGUUUAUGGAUUUGAUAAACUUCUUUAAGUGGUCACAGCAGCUCCACCCAACUGCUCCAUCAGAGACUUUCGGCGGGCAACAAUCAGGAUGUUUUGACUUUUCCAACAUCUCAGUCAUCGAGUUCUGUUCAUCACCAUCUGUCAGAACAUCUGUCACAUGCUGGCUCUGCCACACCACCUGCAGCCAUGGACAGCACUCCAAAGAAUUGGGUUUUAAAGCCUCUGUCCCCCACGCUCCAACCAUCAGACCUACGCACCAUUGCUGGACCAGCCCCAGGUCCAAAUGACCUGGACGCCGCCUUUAGGAGCAUCUCUGUUUCACACAGUCAGCCUUGCGUAAUCGUCUCCUCCCAGCAGGACGACGAGUCUCAGGAUGUUGUGGUUCAGGCCCGGCAGAUUACCGUGUCGCCUGAUGGGGUAAACUCCAGUGACGAGUGGCAACCCAGCAGUCCCAGCAGUCCUGGCAGCAGCUCAGGCUCUCAUUGUGGGUUUUACUCCUUUGUGGAAGAUCCAGGAAGCCCUGAAGCUGAGCAGAAUGAAGCCUGGAUGGUCUCACCCCAGCGCCAGGCUAUGCUGGCCACCCUGAAGCAAGAGAAGGGCUUCAAACUACAGACCUACACAAGCAGCAAGAAGCCAGAGAGUCUAUUCUCAGAGAGCAACGGAGACCUGCAGUACAAGGUUGAUGCAAACAACGGAAUCAGAGUGGUUGGUGAGGAAGAGGAGAAGGAGCUUCGCAAAGAGAUCAUUCGUACCCAAGCCCCCAAGAAGAGUGCUGGGUUUCAGGACCGGCUGAGCUCCCAGGAGGACCUGAACCUGUCUACAAACAAACUGAUAGAAGGUUUCAGUUUAAGCUACAAGCCAGUCGGUUCCAGACCAGAACCCCCUCGUCCCACUGAGCCCGGAACCAUCGACAAGGAGCAGAUCAACUUCAACACAGUCCGACAACAGUUUCUGAAGUUGGAGCAGGACCGGCUGAAAGCUCCGUCCAGUCCUCUGAAGUCCCCAAGAACACACCUGAGGUCAUAUUUGUGGCAAGAUCUUGAUGUAACCACACCAAAGAAGGUGGAGACAAGUAACAAUGCAACACAGUUUAAAGCACCUGAAGAAGACGAAGCAUAUCGGCAGAAGAAGGUGACAGUGUUCCACACUGAGGAACGUUUGAGCAGGCAAAGCAGCGUGUUUGAUGACCUGGACUCUGGACUGGAGGAGCUAUCAGGGGAGGUGGGUGGUGGCUACGUCAGCGAUGAUGGGGUGUUCAACGAUAACGUACAGCAGCUAAACAGACCCAUCAAGUCCACUAGUGCUUGUGAGACCCCAAUUGAACGGGAGAUUCGGUUAAUCCAGGAACGUGAGGAGAACCUGCGCCGCUCUCGAGGCCUGAAGCUUAGUGACAGUUGGGGGCAGAUGGUUGAGAUCAAAACCAAACGCUUACAGCCACGACCAGCACCAAUCAAAAUCAAAGAGAAGACUCGAGUGAGCUUCAUCGUCCAGGGAGAGGUCAAAAAUGAGAACCAGAGUAAGCUUGAUCCUUCUCAGGAGAUCGAAGAGACUAGAAGUCAGUCAGAGCCAGGAAACAAGGACAGAUGGACAGAGGAGAGCAGCCAGCCUGAGUCUGAAACAGGCGAAGUCUUUCCAUCUCCUUGCUGUCCUCAUCGACACCCUGAAGAACAAAAACAGAUGAGCCCGGUUCCCUCUUCCUUGAUUGAGAUAGACUCUGGGGUCCAGGACAGAAGACGUCUCGACCAGGAUCAAGUGUUUUCCUUUUCCUCUACUUCCUCCCCAGCAUUGACACCUCAAAGUGAAACAGCCCUUCAGCCCUGGAGGGAGAGCCUGAAGUCCACUGGCCUGCAGUAUAGAGGAAGAGGAGCCCCAGACUUCAUUGAGAAGGAAAUUGAGGAGGCUCUGAGAAGGGAGCAGGAGCUGAGGGAGUCCAGGGAGGAAGCCAAACAGCAGCUGUUCUCUCCAGCUCCUCUGGUGGAACAAGCGACCCAGAUGGCCGUCAGUCAGUUCUACCCGCCGAUAAAAACAGAGAAACCAGCCCGCGUGUCUUCUUCUCGCCCCUCCCUCCGUCUGCCCUCCAUCUCCUUCAUCACGGCUCGGCCCUGGACCCCCUCCUCUCCCUCUCCCUCCUCCCCCGCGGUGCUCCGGUCGCCCUCACUGACGGUGCGAGGUCUGACGGAGACUCUGCUGCAGGACUUUGAGGAGUAUCGAGCCAAACUGAAGCUGGAGGAGAGUGCAUACGCAGGAAUCCAGCCAGUCGAUGAGAUCAACAACGAGGUUGUGGAGUCGACUCGAGUCAAUCGACAUAAGAACCAGGGAGCUCUGCUCUGGGAGGCCGGACGAUUUGCCAACCAGGAGAACCAGUGAGUGUGCCUGACUCCGAAACAGGACUCGACCUCAAGCAGCAGGGCAGGAGAUCCUGAAAUACAGGACUGAGUUUCUCCUCAAGCUGGGAUGCAGUGGUUUCUAAAGACUCUCCAACAGAAAUGGCUGUUGCUGAUUAGUCCUUGAAGAUGACAGCAGUUCCCCUUGUCUAAUCAGCAGUCCGUUGGUUAGAGCCUAAAACAGAGACAACGUGUCUGAUUCAUCUAGAGAAAAAAAAGAGUUCCAGUGUUUAUCUGCAGACUUUUAAUCUGACACAGCAGCACAGGAAGUUUCUGAUUGUUUUCAUGAUGCAUCAAAAAUAAAGAAUGAUUUUUAGUCCUCA
Oreochromis niloticus (Nile tilapia) is the source of this 2795-nucleotide messenger RNA. It is a transcript of the gene misp, whose product is annotated as mitotic spindle positioning. The coding region runs from base 275 to 2455 and encodes 726 amino acids. The transcript is spliced from 5 exons. The record is from RefSeq and is a predicted model, not a curated record. NCBI's taxonomy places the organism in Eukaryota, Metazoa, Chordata, Actinopteri, Cichliformes, Cichlidae.